AUGGCGACUCCCGCAUCCAACGCCGCAAGAGACGGCGACUACGGCGGCGGCGGUGGCGGCGGCGUGGAUCGGGGCGGCGGCGUCCGCGCUGGCACGGGCGCGGGGAGGAGCAGGAGCGCUAGCGCAAGCGGGAACGGAAGCGGAAGCGGAGAGGGGAGUAGGAGCGGGGGAAGUAGCAGCGGCGGAGGCGCGGAAGAUGCGGAUGAGAAGAGCGGCGCGGAGGGGUCGCAUGUUCCGCCGCGCUUCUUCCGCUCCCCGUUUGUUCUCGUCUGUCUCCCCCCUUCCGCGCCCCUUUCCCCCGAACGACACACGUGCGCACACUACUCGCUGUUGCCCCCACUCUCUCUCCCUCCAAAUGUCCCAUCCCCCCAUCCUCUCCGCCUGCUCUCACACACAGCAAGGAGCUUCCGCUCAUCCUCUCCCCCUCCCCCUCCCCCUCCCCCGUCCCCCGUGCCCGUCCCCGCCCGCAUCCCUCCGCUUCCGCUCUGCGCGCCUUUCGCGGAACUUCCGCCCAUCAGGCACAAGGACUCCGCCAACGGCGCGCAAACCCCGCCGCACGCCCGCGCAAGCUCCGCUGCGCACAACGAGAGAGAAUCCGCGGUGACGCGAGAAACUUCCCGACUUAGAGGGGGCGGGGAGCGGGGGGAGAAGACCGAAAGAGCGGAGAGAGCGGAGCGAGCGGAGCGGGGAGAGAGGGGAGAAAAGGGGGAACGAGCGGGGAACGCGGCGAAUGUAGCGGUUGGCAAAGGCGCAUCGGAAAAAGCGGCGGGGGGCAUGCACGGUUCCGCGGGCGCGGGCGCGGGCGGGGGUGGGGGCGGGGGAGGGGGCGCGGCGGGGGGAGGGAGCGCGGAGAUGGCGGAGGUUCCGCGGUUCCUGCUGAGCCUGUCGCGGAGCGAGAAGGAGGACGACUUCUGGGCGAUCAAAGGGGGGAAGCUGCCGCAGCGCCCCAAGAAGCGAUCGAAACUCGUGGAGAAAGGAUUGCAGCGCCUCCUGCCAGGUGCAUGGCUGACAGGCGUGAGCCGAGAGCGCUCUGCGUCUCCUGGGCUGGGCCCACCAAACCAAUACCUAAGAGCCCAGGAGAUGCAGUGCCCUGCCCACCCAUUCCUUCCUAUACGAGUCAAGUCAACUCGAAGGCAUCUUAGAGUCCACCAGCAGCAGCAGCAGCAGCAGCAGCAGCAGCAGCAGCAGCAGCAGCAGCAGCAGCAGCAGCAGAGGCGUCGGCGGCCGGCGGCGUUGGUGGCGGUGGCGGUGGCAGAAGAACGAUACCGAUCCGCGGAGUUCACCACCCGUUUGAUUCGCGACGUCGCCGAUGCGAUUGUGACGCGUGUCGAUUUUGAAUCUCAAGCUCUCCAGUUCCGCCUGUGGGAACGCGACACGACGCGGCGCGCCAUGGACGGCAACAGGGAAGCGGGGGAGCGGUGCGUGGAGGUGGCGAGAGCUGCGCUAGCUGCCGGCGAUAAAGAGCGGGCGCUCAGAUUCCUACACAAGGCGCAGCGCCUCUACCCCUCGCCGGAGGUCGCGUCGCUGCUAACGCAAGUGGCAAGCUCCCAGGCGGAGAAAGCGGGGGAGGCGGGGGGUGCGGGCGGGGCAGCGGACGCCGCGGGCGCCGCCAGAAACGCGGGGGGCGCAGGAGAAGGGGGAAGGCGCGAGGGGGCGGGAGCGGGGCCGAGCAGCAGAGCGGGGGGGGAGCAGGGGGGAGCGGAUGGAUCGGCGGCGGGACAAAGGAGUAGAGGACAGGGCACGAGAGAGGCAGAGGUGAGAGGCGAGAGGGGGCGGGAGGCAAGAGGGGUUGGGAGGGAGGGGCGAGAGGAAGGAACCCCCCAUCUUUCUCCCUCCCCUCAUCAUACACCUCCCCACCUUGUUCUCUCACACCCACCCCUUAAUCCUCCCGCCCGCCCCUCUUCUUCUUUCUCACCCCUUUAUCUUCACCCCCUCUUGUUCCCCGUCCAUCGGUCUACGAACCCGUGCCCGCGCGCGCAGCAGGCGGAAGGGGCGCCCGCGACGGCGGAGCAGGCGCAGCUGGUGGCGCGCAUCCUGCGCACGUCGUGCUACUACGAGGUGCUGGAGCUGCCCAAGGGCGCCGCGGAGGACGACGUCAAGAAGGCUUACCGCAAGGUGGGUUGGGGAAGGGAGAAGUGGGGAGAGGGGGGGAGGAGGGGCAAGAGCGGAGGGUGGGGAGAUGUUGGGGCUAAGGUGCUGGAGCUGCCCAAGGGGGCCGCGGAGGACGACGUGAAGAAGGCAUACCGCAAGGUGGGUUGGGGAGGGGGGGGGGAUGACAGGGGGCAGGGUGAGGAGAGGGGGGAGGGAGGGGGGUUUGGGGGGGCCUUGGGAAAAAAGGAAGGGGGGGGGGGAAAGGGAGGGAGAAAAUGGCGGAGAGAUUGGAGGGGUGGAAGGAGAGGGAGCGGGGAAGUUGGGAUUGACACGUCGUGCUACUACGAGGUGCUGGAGCUGCCCAAGGGGGCCGCGGAGGACGACGUGAAGAAGGCAUACCGCAAGGUGGGUUGGGGAGGGGGGGGGGAUGACAGGGGGCAGGGUGAGGAGAGGGGGGAGGGAGGGGGGUUUGGGGGGGCCUUGGGAAAAAAGGAAGGGGGGGGGGAAAGGGAGGGAGAAAAUGGCGGAGAGAUUGGAGGGCUGUCGCUGAAAGUGCACCCAGACAAGAAUAAAGCCAAGGGCGCAGAGGAGGCAUUUAAAGUGGUAUCGCGCGCCUUCAAGUGUCUGACAGACGCGGAUCUGAGGGCCAACUACGACCGCUACGGCCACGAGGACCCACAGCACCUGCUGCGGCAGCGCCAGCAGCAGCGGCAGCGGCAGCAGUACGCGGGCGGGUUCGGGGGAGGCCCGCGCAUGUACACGUCUUUCUUCGACGACGAUGACUUUGACCCGAAUGAUAUCUUCAAUGCCUUCUUCGGCGUGCAUCCCACGCAUGCCCAAGCCUUCCGAGCGCACAUGAAUCAGCAGAGGAUGCACCAGCGGCACCAGCAGCAGCACCGGCGGCAGCAGCAGCAGGAGGGGCAGCAGGGGGGCCCGACGGUGAACCCCAUAUUCCUCAUGCAGCUGCUGCCCAUCAUCCUCUUCCUCGCCUACAACCUCCUGCCCUCGCCUGAUCCGCUCUACCGCCUGCGCAGAGACGAUGUGUACUCGGAGCAGCACGUGUCGAGGGUGCUCUCAGUGCCCUACUUUGUGAAGACUGAACCGGACUUUGCCACGACGUACCCUGCGGGGUCGAAAGAUCGCAUAAAAAUAGAAAACAGUGUAGAAGCAGACCACAGACCACUCACCAUGAGCAACGAGCCGCUUCUCCCCUCCUCCUCGCCGCACGCAGCCCGGCCGGCACCAUCAGCCGCUGCCGCCGCCAUCAGCAACACCCUCAGCAACGCGUCUAGCAACGCGCUUAGCCACGUACUUAGUAACGCGUCUAGCGACGCGGCAUCGGAGCACCUGCAAUACGACGACGACAGCCGCCAUUUCCCCGUGUCUUCCGGCGGCAACGGUGGGGACGUCGCGGUUCCGAUUAACCGGCUGACCAGCGUCGAGUGGGCGGAAAUGGGGGCGCUGGUCGCGGAAACCACACCGGCGUAUCAGCCAAUCGCGAUGCCGCCAGACCAGCAGCCGGAGCCGCGCGACGACGGGUCGCACCUCCUCUCGCUAGUCCCGCUCGCGGAGCGGCUCGGAUUUGUAACGGAGCAGCUUGCAUUGUGUACGAACCCGACCCUCGGAGGACUUCUUAACGCGACGUUCAGUAACGCGCCAGAGCUGAUCAUCGUUAUGGUGGCGCUGCGGAGCGGGCUUGUACGCGUUAUACAGCUCUCCCUGUUAGGGUCCAUUCUGGGGAACCUGCUGCUGUGCCUCGGGAGCGCGUUUCUGGCGGGUGGGAUGGUGCACCGGAACCUGCGCUUCAACAAGCCCGCGGCGCAGAUGAAUUGCGGCGCUCUCAUGCUUGCAAUGAGCGGGCUGCUCUUCCCCAACCUCCUCCACGCGACAGGCACGGAGCUCCACGAGAACGCGUCGGAGCUCGCGCUCUCGCGCCUCGCCGCCGUGCUCAUGCUCGUCGCGUAUUUCGCCUACAUCUACUUCCAGCUCUUCACGCAUAAAGACCUAUUUGAAGGCGGCCCGGACGGCGACGGCGGCGCGGGCGGCGACGCGGAAGGGGGAGGGGAGGCGGAGGAGGAGGAGGAGGAGGAGCAUUCGGUGCUGGGGUUCUGGGGCGGCGUGUUCUGGCUCGCGCUGGUGUCGGCGUUGAUUAGCGUGAUUAGCGACUAUUUGGUGAACAGCGUGGACGGCGCCGCGGAGGAGUGGAACGUGCCUGUAUCGGGGCUGUGCGUGGUGGUGCUGCCGCUCGUGAACAACGUGACUGAGCACACAUCGGCAAUCCUCUUCGGAAUCCGCAACAAGCUAGACGUGUCUCUCUCAAUCGCCGUCGGCUCGUCCAUCCAGCUCGCCAUGUUCCUCAUCCCGCUCGCGGUGCUGGGCGGGUGGGCCAUGGACGUGCCCAUGGACCUCAACUUCCACCGCUUUGAGACCUGCACGCUCUUCAUCACCGUCCUCGCGACUGUUCUCACGCUGCACGAGGGCUCGGCGAACUGGCUCAAGGGGUUCAUGUUCAUUCUCAUGUAUCUCAUUCUUGCGGCGACGUUCUUUAAUCAUAAAGAGGAUUAUUUGGAGCCGCAAGCAGCGGCAGCGGUCGCAGAUGCUGCCGCGGCGGCCGCCGCCGCAGCAGCAGCAGGAGGCAUGCAGGCCAUGGCGCCGGUGGUUUUGUAA
Closterium sp. Naga37s-1 is the source of this 4758-nucleotide messenger RNA. Lineage: Eukaryota; Viridiplantae; Streptophyta; Zygnematophyceae; Desmidiales; Closteriaceae. The record is from the annotation of a GenBank genome assembly.